AGCAUAACCUCCGAAGAUCGAAGCUCCUUUUUUUUUUAUUCCAGUGGGGUUAUCAAGACUGUUUGAUUGUUGGACAGCAGCCCGAACCCUGGAGUGAGGAUGUCUUCCAAAGUCUGCGCUGACAGCUCGCAGCUCACGGGAGUCGGGCUUUCUCAGCCCACCGUGCGCAUCUUUGACGCGCUCGGAUCUUUGCGCGUGGGGCCCAGGCGGUGGGCUCCAUCCCUCGCGCUCACCCCGGGGGAUCAUUUUGCGGCUUUUGUUGCACGAUUUCCACUCGGAGAACAAGCCCGCUGCGAAAGGGAGCAGAUACCGGCUGAAAAAUGCCGCGCCGCUGAUGGAAAGGGCUCAUUUAGGAGGAGCCUCCACAGUAAAUUGAGGCUCGGCACCGGCUCGUCCUCCAGCCUGACCGACCUCUCCCAGGCCAAAGCCUCCGGCGGAGGGGAGAAAGGAGGCCCAGCUGGGGGUCUGGCGGAGGAGAGCAGCAGGGACAAAGGGACACAGCAGAGGAGAGCCGGUGCCAACGCCACCUGGAACAGCAUCCAUAAUGCCGUCAUCUCAGUUUUCCAAAGGAAGGAAUUAGGAGAAAAUGAACUCUACACUCUGAACGAAGGUGUAAGGCAGCUCCUGAAGACCGAGCUGGGCUCCUUCUUUACCGAGUACCUCCAGAAUCAGCUGCUCACCAAAGGCAUGGUCAUACUGAGGGACAAGAUUCGCUUUUAUGAAGGUCAGAGGUUGUUGGACUCUCUGGCAGACACCUGGGACUUCUUCUUCUGCGAUGUUCUGACCAUGCUGCUGGCCAUCUUCUAUCCUGUACAGGGAAAGGAGCCUUCAGUGCGUCAGUUGGCUCUCCUCCAUUUUAGAAACAUCAUCACCCUUAACCUUAAACUGGAUGAGGCGCUGUCUCGACCCCGAGCCAGAGUUCCUCCCUCUAUCAUACAAAUGCUGCUAAUACUACAGGGUGUGCACGAGUCUAAAGGUGUAACAGAUGAUUACCUCCGUCUGGAGUCUCUCAUCCAGAAAGUGGUCUGUCCCUACCUCGGGACUCACGGUUUGUACUCCAGAGACGGAUCCUCCAGCCUGCACUGCUCCUCCUGCCUUUUAGAAAAGCGGCUGCAGCGCUCCUCCUCUAAACCAGGCAACUCUCCCAAUGUCAAGAACCCGGUGGUCCGUUCCAAGAGCUACAACGUGCCCAUGCUGACCCCGGUGGUGGAGUACGACGCCGACUCCUCCACCGGAGGCGGCUCUCACAUCCGCCGCCACUCCGUGUGUGAGAUGCCGUCAUGCGUGGAAGAGAGCAGCCCCAUGGCCAAAUCCGUGUCCCGGCCCAGCAACGCCAGCCACUCCCCGUCUUCCACCACGUCGGCCGCCCUGUCAGGAAGUGGCAUCUCCAGCCCGGACCCCGGGCCCAGCGAGGCUGACAGUCCUGCAGCACCCCCCCACCCCCUCCAGUCCCGCCACCACUCCCUGUGCAUCCUCCCCGGGUCCUUCCCGGGCCAGGAGGCUCACUGCGCCUGCUCCCCGGAGUCCGGCUCCCCGUCCUCCGCUAAGGCGCUGGCCCAGGACCUGAGCUCCGGGCCCAGCCCGGCGUCCAGCCCAGAGGUCACAGCAGACAGCGUCCCCGAGUCUCUGGACUCGGAGCAGGAGCCCGACGGCAUCUUUCUCACCUUCACACAUCACUGCUCCGGAGACUCGACCCACAGCAGAGACAGCAGCGGGCAGAGCCAGGCCUGACACCAGCGUCCACUCACCGUCCGGAUUUAAGGUGGACACACUGCCCAGCCGCCACCCACAUCCCUCACAUCCCACACCUCACUCACCCCCUCCUAAGAGACAAUCGAUCAUCAGGGACACUUUCAAACUGGAUUUUGAAAACUGCUUUUUUUCUAUAUAUUCAUUGUCUCCUAAAGAAAAAGCUCUUACUAUAACUGACCUUUUUUCUCAAAUGGGAUUUUACCUUCUUAUCU
Molecule: messenger RNA, 1964 nt
Organism: Menidia menidia (Atlantic silverside)
Lineage: Eukaryota; Metazoa; Chordata; Actinopteri; Atheriniformes; Atherinopsidae
Source: the annotation of a GenBank genome assembly